Molecule: messenger RNA, 378 nt
Organism: Protopolystoma xenopodis
Lineage: Eukaryota; Metazoa; Platyhelminthes; Monogenea; Polystomatidea; Polystomatidae
Source: the annotation of a GenBank genome assembly
AUGUCUGGUCGCGGUAAAGGUGGCAAGUCUCGCUCCAAGGCCAAGAGCAGGUCUGCUCGUGCCGGUCUACAGUUCCCUGUUGGCAGGGUGCACAGGCUUCUCCGUAAAGGUAAUUAUGCCGAGCGUGUUGGCGCCGGGGCUCCUGUCUAUCUCGCUGCCGUCCUCGAGUAUCUCGCUGCCGAGGUCCUCGAGUUGGCCGGCAACGCUGCCCGAGACAACAAGAAGACCCGUAUCAUACCACGCCACCUCCAACUUGCUAUCCGCAACGACGAGGAGCUAAACAAACUGCUCGGUGGUGUGACCAUUGCCCAAGGCGGUGUCCUUCCCAACAUCCAAGCAGUGCUCCUCCCUAAGAAGACUGAGAAGGGCGGCAAGUAG